Messenger RNA from Peniophora sp. CBMAI 1063, 2448 nucleotides. The record is from the annotation of a GenBank genome assembly. Lineage: Eukaryota; Fungi; Basidiomycota; Agaricomycetes; Russulales; Peniophoraceae.
AUGGAGUACGAUAACCGCGAAGCUGUAGCGGAGCUGCGGCACCGCAGGUCGAUGCCAGAUGUUCCUUCCGACAUUGACGACCAGUCGCUCAUGGAGCACUUCAACGACCCCAACUACGACUUCGACGCUCAGUCGUACUCAAGCACAUACUUCACCGACCGCGAGACGGGCACCAAGGGUUUCUCGGAAAAACGCUCCAGCUUUGUCGGCACAACUGACAUGGAGACCGAGUCCCAGCUCUCGUCCUCCUGGCCUGCUGGAAGCUCCAAGGGCGAUUUUGCGGGCGAGGAGUACCAAGAUGACUCGCCUUACCCUGAAGUUCGUGCUGCAGUAUCCAAUGUCGACGACCCCAACAUGCCUGCAAGCACUAUUCGGGCCUGGAUUAUCGGCUUCUUCGUCACCGUGAUUGUAUCCGGAUACAACUCUUUCAUCCAGUUCCGCUAUCCAUUUGUUUUGAUCAACGCGCUACUCAUCCAAGUCGCUGUGUACCCCAUCGGCCUCUUCUGCGCGCGAGUCCUCCCCGCAUGGCGCAUCAACAUCUUUGGCUUCCGCGCCUCCCUCAACCCCGGUCCCUUCUCGAUCAAGGAGCACGCUCUCAUCACGAUGAUGGGCAACGUAGUCAUUAACGCAUCGAACGUCUCGGACGUCGUCAACGUCGAGUUCGCGUUCUUCAACAACGCGUGGCCGUUUGGACAGCAACUCGCGCUUUCGCUCGCAGUGCAGCUCAUCGGCUUCGGCGCUUCCGGUUUCGUCCGCCAGUUCCUUGUCUGGCCUGCGUCCAUGAUCUGGCCCGGUAUUCUCGUACGCACUGCUCUACUCGGCGGUCUUCACAAGACCUGGGGUCUCAAGGAGGUCGGUCACCGCGUCACCCGCGCCCGCUUCUUCGGCUUCGUCAUGCUCGGCAGCUUUGUGUGGUACUUCAUCCCGGGAUACCUCUUCACCGCGCUCAGCUACUUCAAUUGGCCGUGCUGGAUCGCACCGGAAAACAUCGUCGUCAACUCGCUGUUCGGCACCGUCUCCGGACUGGGCAUGGGUCUGCUCACCUUCGACUGGUCGCAGAUCACGUUCUUCAACUCGCCGCUUGUUGUCCCGUUCUGGGCUCAGCUCAACGUCUUCGUCGCAUUCGUCAUCAUGAUCUGGUUCGUCGCACCCAUCAUGUGGGCGAAGAACGUUUGGCAUGCGCAGUUCAUGCCUAUCUCCGGCGCUGCGACGUACGACAACACGGGCAACUACUACAACGCCUCGGCGAUCUUGACGAACAACCUCUUCGACGAGGUCAAGUACCAGCAGUACAGCCCUAUGUUCAUGCCCAUCGUCUCGGCGCUCACCUGGGGCUGCUCCUUCGCCGUCUUCGGUGGCCUCAUCGUCCACACUUUCUUGUGGUAUCGUAAGGAUCUUGCGCGCCAGUUCCGCUCCACUUUGCGCAACGUGCCUGAUGUUCACUCGCGUCUCAUGGCGAACUACUCUGAGGUCCCUCGCUGGUGGUACGGCGCUCUCGGCGUGAUCGCCUUCGCGCUCGGCAUCGUCGGCAACGAGGUCGCGCACACCGGUCUUCCGGUCUGGGCAUACAUUGUUGGCGUGCUUGUCGGCAUCAUCUUCAUUCUGCCCAUGGGAAUCCUCAACGCCGUCUCGAACCAGCUUAUCGAUCUCAGCGUUCUUGCGGAGCUCAUGGCAGGCUUCAUGGUCCCUGGAAACCCCGUCGCGAACAUGGUCUUCAAGACGCUUACAUACUCAGUCACCUAUCAGGCACUCAUGUUCACCGGUGACGCCAAGAUGGGCCACUACCUGAAGGUGCCUCCGCGUGCGAUGUUCUCCGCCCAGGUGUUCGCUGCGGUCGUCGGUGUCUUCGCUAGUGUCGGCGCGCAGACUUGGGCGCUGUACAACAUCAACGACAUCUGUGACCCGGAUCAACCGCAGAUGUUCAACUGCCCGCUGACGAGCGUCUUCGAGAGCUCCGCGCUAUUGUGGGGUAACAUCGGCCCUAAGCGCGUAUUUGGCCCUGGCUCGACGUACUACCCGGUGCUCUGGUUCUUCCUCAUCGGAACGGUACUCCCGAUCCCCUUCUACCUGCUCGCACGCCGCUACCCGCGCUCCAUUUUCCGCUACAUCCACGCGCCCCUCGCAAUCGGCACGCUCGUCAUCGUCCCGCCCGCUACCGGCAUCAACUUCGCAUCCUUCUUCCUUGUCGGCGCCAUCUUCCAAUGGUUCAUCCGCCGCCGUCACUUCCGCUGGUGGAUGCGCUACAACUACUUGCUAUCCUCCGGAUUGGACGCCGGUGUGAUCAUUGCGAUGGUCGUCAUCUUCUUCUGCUUGCAAUUGCCGAAGGAGGGAAGCAUCGUCGUGAGCUGGUGGGGUAACGACUUCUGGCAGACGACUGCCGAUGCACUCGGAACACCGCUCAAGUUGCUCGCGCCAGGCGAGAUCUUCGGACCUAGUCAAUGGUCAUAG